This is a messenger RNA of Pseudopodoces humilis (Tibetan ground-tit), 2286 nucleotides long. NCBI's taxonomy places the organism in Eukaryota, Metazoa, Chordata, Aves, Passeriformes, Paridae. The record is from RefSeq and is a predicted model, not a curated record.
AUGGCGGACGAGGAGGGCGAAGCGCGGCCGGGGGCGCGGAACGGGGCCGGGGAGGGACCCCCGGGCGGGCCCCGCGUCGUCCGCAUCGUCAAGUCCGAGUCUGGUUAUGGCUUUAACGUCCGCGGGCAAGUGAGCGAAGGCGGGCAGCUGCGCAGCAUCAACGGCGAGCUGUACGCGCCGCUGCAGCACGUCAGCGCCGUGCUGGGCGGAGGGGCCGCCGACCGCGCCGGGGUGCGCAAGGGGGACCGCAUCCUGGAGGUGAACGGCGUGAACGUGGAAGGAGCCACGCACAAGCAGGUGGUGGAUCUGAUCCGCGCCGGGGAGAAGGAGCUGGUGCUCACGGUGCUCUCGGUGCCGCCACACGAGGCCGAGAGCCUGGAGCCUCCCGAGGAGCCGCUGGGGCCGCCCUUCUACGACUACAGCGAGAAACAGGCGGUGCCCAUCUCCAUCCCCACCUACAAACAUGUGGAGCAGAGCGGAGAGAAGUUCGUGGUGUACAACGUGUACAUGGCCGGGCGGCAGCUGUGCUCCAAGCGCUACCGGGAAUUCGCCAUCCUGCACCAGAACCUGAAGCGGGAAUUCGCCAAUUUCACCUUCCCGCGCCUCCCCGGGAAGUGGCCGUUCUCGCUGUCCGAGCAGCAGCUGGACGCCCGCAGGAGGGGCCUGGAGGAGUACCUGGAGAAGGUGUGCUCCAUCCGGGUCAUCGGCGAGAGCGACAUCAUGCAGGAAUUCCUGUCGGAGUCAGACGAGAAUUACAACGGCGUCUCCGACGUGGAGCUGCGGGUGGCGCUCCCGGACGUCACCACGGUGACGGUCAGGGUGAAGAAGAACAGCACCACGGACCAGGUGUACCAGGCGGUGGCUGCCAAGGUGGGCAUGGACAGCGUCACCGCCAACUACUUCGCCCUCUUCGAGGUCAUCAACCACUCCUUCGUGCGGAAGCUGGCUCCCAACGAGUUUCCCCACAAGCUGUACGUGCAGAAUUACACGUCGGCGGUGCCGGGGACGUGCCUGACGCUGCGCAAGUGGCUCUUCACCACCGAGGAGGAGGCGCUGCUCAACGACAACGACCUGGCCGUCGCCUACUUCUUCCACCAGGCCGUUGAUGACGUCAAGAAAGGCUACAUCAAAGCCGAGGAGAAAUCCUACCAGCUCCAGAAGCUCUGCGAGCAGAGGAAGAUGGUCAUGUACCUGACGAUGCUGCGCUCGUGCGAGGGGUACAACGAGAUCACGUUCCCGCACUGCUCGUGCGACUCGCGGCGCCGCGGCCACGUCAUCUCUGCCAUCAGCAUCCGCCACUUCAAACUGCACGCCUGCACCGAGGAGGGGCAGCUCGAGAACCAGGUGAUCGCCUUCGAGUGGGAGGAGAUGCAGCGCUGGGACACGGACGAGGAGGGGAUGGCGUUCUGCUUCGAGUACGCGCGCGCCGAGCGCAAACCGCGCUGGGUCAAGAUCUUCACCCCCUACUUCAAUUACAUGCACGAGUGCUUCGAGCGAGUGUUCUGCGAGCUCAAGUGGAGGAAGGAGAACCUUUUCCAUCUGGUCCGGUCACAGCAAAGGGACGCGGCCACUUAACCCCGGCAGCUUUUCCAUCAAUCCCAAAAAAUCCCGCUCUUGUAUUAAAGCCCCUCCCCCAACUAAAUCUCAUGAAUUCCAAAUCCAUUCGUGCCCAUCAUCCCUACGGAAUUCCGGAAAAAAAACAAAACCUGGGAAAAGCCACCUCAGGGGGGGCUCCUUUUUCCCGCUCGGAUCCGGCUCCAGGCUGGCAAUUCUGGGAAUUUUUUAUUUUCAUUUUAAACAACUGGAAUUAAAAAAAUCGUUGUUGUGUGGGGAGGGAGAAAAAAGAAAAAGCAGGAAAAUUCCUUGGGAAUGUUCCAUCCCUGCCUGGCGUCCGUGGGAAGAAUUCCUUGGGAAUGCCAAGGGCCGGGAGCGGAUUUUUAAUGGGAUUUUCCGCCCGUUUUUCCUCCCAAAUCCGGGAAAAACGUCCAAAAGGAGCAAAAUUCCAGGGAAAAACUCCCGGCGCGAGGAUCCCGCUGACGGAUUCGCUUCCCCCGCUUCCUUGGGGAAUUUGGGAAUUUGUUUUUCCCAGGGAUUGGGGGAUCCCUGGAUGGGGAUGAGCAGAUCCCGGGAGGGGAAAAAAAAAAAACCUGGAAAAGCCGAUUUUCCCGAUUUUUGAGCACUUUUUAUCCAUGGUUUAUCCAAGCAGGAAAAAUCACCUGGAAAAGCUGUUUUUCCAUGGAUUUUUCCGUGUUUUGGGAGGAAAAAUCACCUGGAAAAUCCAUUUUU